AUGGCUCCAGGCAAGAAAUCCAAGCCAACUGAGGUCCAGAGAGACACUGAAGAUAGCUCAUCCGAUAACAAGCCCAAAUCUUUCAAAGGAAAGAGGCGCGUCUCAACCAAGAAUGCUGCCCCUAAGCGCCCAAUACCCUCGGCAGUCCUCAAAUAUGCCAAGAAACGCAAUUUUGAAAUCGCCGAGGAAGACAGCGAAGAUGAUGGUACAAACAAGCCUUCCAAGAGGCGCAAGAAGAAAAAUAGCAAUAAGAAGCUUUGGGGCUACGAUGAUUUCACACAUCGUGAAUUGCCCCCAUCGCGAGACUACGGCGCAACAUUUGCAGCAAAGUCGACGGCUCAUUAUACAUGGGGAGUACCCAGCCUUGUCUUUUCUACACCUCCACCCAUAGGGAAGGAACCUGAAAAAGCCAAUACACCAACCAAGAACAAGGGCAAGGGGAAAGAAAUCGCCAAACCGGGGCGCUCUUCAGUUCCAACUCAAUCCGAUGGCGGAGGAGGUGGCAGCUCCUCCAGCGCUGCCAACCCAGAAUCUUCCAAAAGGGGACCAUUGGGAGAAAAGAAAGGCGUCGAAGAGACGACUAAAGCGGUCAAGGAAGUAGGUAAUUUUCCGAACGAAACCUCAUUCCUACUUUUCCCCCUUGAAAUCAGACAAAGGGUUUACAGAUAUCUCCUUGUGGCCGAUAACCCUGUGCGAGUCCGGCAGGGCUGGUCCGCAGUGUAUCCCAGAAAUCGCCCCUGUCUCGAAACGUCCAUCUUGCGAGUCUGCCGCCAAGUCAGAAAUGAGGCCAUUAACACUCUUUACGGAGAAAACCAAUUCUUGUACCUCCUGAGAGAGACAAUAUCACCUCCCACAACUGACGAGUUUGGCGAAGAUGAAAUCGUGGUCCAACACCCCAGUAUUGUUGUGGAAAACCGGGGGUCUGGAUAUGACGACAACAGCGAUGCAGAGUACACUGAAGACGAGGGCUCAACACCCAUAGAACAGUCGACUCAAGAUCCUCAGGUUGAAAUUGAUAUUCGCCGUUUCGGACACAAGUUUCGCCACAUCAAGGUUGUCGCUGAGCCUAACCGCACUGAGAAGGGCUACCUAUUGAGUAUGGCUAACGCCAUCUCCGUCUUCCGCAACCUCAAGCCUCUCAGACCGCGGAUCCACACCAUUGCCAUCGAGAUCACGCCCAGAUACGACGACGAUAUUGGCGACUUGACGUUCCUUAACUUCUUUGAGAAUACCUCUGAAGUCACCAAGGCUUUGCGGGGCCUGCCUUGCCAAUUCAUCGAAAUCUACGUCAACACAAGCGAGACUAGCCAGGAAUGCAUCAGGGUCAACAUGACGUACGCCGCAAACCUCCGACGCGCCCGUCGUGGCGAGAAGGAUCCAUGGGAGGGAGAUGUACAAAUGAAGGAGUAUAGAAGCCUCGAGGCUGGCAAGGCCCAGAGACAAAUCGACACACUCCCGUCCCUGAUUCGAGAGGCCUGGCAAAAGGACAACGCUGAAUUCCUUGAGUUGCAAAAAUCUGACGGAGAGGACACGGACGAUGACCUUCUUUGGGGGCAGGACUAUGAUUGA
Colletotrichum truncatum is the source of this 1569-nucleotide messenger RNA. RefSeq lists its product as uncharacterized. NCBI's taxonomy places the organism in Eukaryota, Fungi, Ascomycota, Sordariomycetes, Glomerellales, Glomerellaceae. The record is from RefSeq and is a predicted model, not a curated record.